AUGAGGAGAACAUCGUCUUAGUAAAACAUAGAAGGAAGAAGAGAUUCAAAUCAUGUAGUCGGUCUCAUGAGUGAGAAUGAGAAACUUCUUAAGUAAAACGAAUCCUUAAUGAAAGAAUUAAGUCUCAUUAAAAAUGAUUUUUAAAGAAUGUCUCAGAAUGGUUUAAAAACAGUUAAAAAUGGACGCAGAAAAAGUUGUGAAAUUACAAGUGAAAUGAUCAAUUAACAAUAAAUUAAAUCUCUAGAAGAAGAACUUUAAAAUACUUAUAUUAGAUUAAGCACAUUAAAAUAAGAAUUCUCAAUUAAAACUACUUAAUAUUAAAAUCAAAUUACAAAACAAGCAAAUUUAAUUACUUAAUUAUAAAAAGAGAAUGAUAUGUUGAAGAAUAAGUUUGAAAAUAAAGAGAAUUAAAUUUUAGACUUUAAGUAAGGAUAUUAAGAGAAUUAUUUAGAAAAAUCAGGUCUUAAAAUUAUAAAUGAAAAUCAAAAAAUUAAAUAAUUAUCUGAAAGUAACAUUAAGUUAACAAAAUUACUUGAAGAUAGAUUGGUUUAAUUAGAAUAAUUAACAAAAACUUUGAAUUAGAAGAACUAAGAACAUAUGAAAGAAAUUGAAAAAUAUGAAUCGCUAUUAAAAGAAAAAGCACAUAAUACCUCAUAAUCACAAGGAAAAUGUCUUAAUGCUCUAUAAAAAAAAAUAGAAAUUCUCGAAAAAGAUAAAGCUCGAUUAUAAAGUGAAUUAUCUAAAACAAGGGAUUUAAAUUCAAAAGAAAAAUAAAUAUUAUUAAAAGAGAAGCAAAAUAUAAAUUUAGAAAAAGAGAAAUUGCAUUCGGAUAUGUCAGUAAUUUAGUAAUAAUUAACUGAUUAUUAUAAUUAAUUAUAAUUAUGUGGUUAGCAAUUAAAAUAGAAAGAUGAAAGUAUAAAAUAAUUUUAAUAAUCUGAGAAUUAUUAGGGAUAUUAAAAUUUAUAGUAUGAAAAUUAGCAAUAAAAGUAAUUGAUAACAUAAUUACAAGUUCAAAUAGGGAAUCUUCAAUAAACUAAUAAAGCCUUGCAAGAGGAAUUAUUAUUUUUAAAGACAACAGCUCCCUUGAGUAAUAGAACAAAUUUGAAGACUUAUUUUGGAGUAGAUUCUCCAUUUAAAAAUAUAGCAGAUGAAUAAAAUAAGUAUAAUGUUACUUAAAGUAAGAAAUAUAUUGAUAUGUAAUUUAGAAACAAGAACAUAGAGUUCAUUAGAUUAAAGAGGGAGAUCUUAAGAGAAAUUUAGAAGGAUAGAAUGA
Molecule: messenger RNA, 1273 nt
Organism: Paramecium sonneborni
Lineage: Eukaryota; Ciliophora; Oligohymenophorea; Peniculida; Parameciidae
Source: the annotation of a GenBank genome assembly